AGGAUUUUUAUUGGGGUUGUGGAAUUUUGCAUAACGUUUUAUGCGCAGUUGUAUGUGCUCCUUUCUGCGAAGCAAUAAUUGGAUCAAGCCGUGAAAUGAAAUAAGACAAUCUGAUUGGACAGAGCAAGAAAGAACAUACAAAACAAAAUUUUGUCUUGUUUACAAGGAAUUUGAGAGCAGAACUUGAAAUAGACAUUCGUUGUAAGAUAUUGUGUAAAAUCACUGAAGCUUCAAGAUGUACCUGGUUUUCUCAUCAUUAUCUGCCUUAAAGUCUGUAUUUAUGAGAACGAGUGUGUUUGAACCGUUGGAAGAACAGCGACAGAAAUUGUUGAUAGAGAAGGCAAUCAUUAUACAGAAAAUAUGGAGAGGUUUCGUGAAGCGCAGAGAUUAUUUACAUAUGAGGGAGGCGGCCAUCGUUUUACAACAGAAUUUCCGAGCGUUACGAUAUCGUCUGGUGUUUGUCAGAAAGAGAAAGGCAACAAUAGUCAUACAGGCGUAUAUGAGAGGUACAUUAGCUAGAAAGCUUGCAACAAAUCUCCGGGUACAGAAGCGUCUGGAAGAAGAAAAGAGGAAACAGGAAGAAUUAGAAGCAGAAAGACAGAGAGAAGAACAAGCUGUGGCAGAUGAUUCUGCUAUUGAAGAAACAAUCAAACAAUCUCAGGAGGAGUUGGAAUCUUUAACUCAUAUGAUUGAAUCGAUGUGGUCCCACUACAACCCUCCUGUAUCCCCUAACAACAUGGACCUAGAUGAAAUGUUCAGUUUCUUGAAGGAAGAAAAAAUGGAGCAAAGUCAGCAUGCAAAUGAAAAAGAAUCAGCAUUGAAUCAAAUCAACCAACAAUUCCAGGAAUUGGAUGAUUUAUGGAAAGAUGCAGAUGCUUUGGAUGCUAAAUCGGAUUCGAGUGAUGGUGAAGUUAAAAAGGCAUUAGACGCUGUGGAUAAGUCUAUCGCGGGCCACGAUACAAUCUCCAUUGCAUCCGACGGAAGCCGAAAAUCACAGGAAAUCAAUAGUAGUGUACCACCUCCCCCUCCACCACCUGGAGUUCCUGGUGUACCACCACCUCCACCUUUACCAGCAUUACCAGAGGGAGUUCCCCAACCUCCUCCACCCCCUCCCGUACCCCCAUCUACUCUGCCCUUGAAAGUAACGAUAGCGGAAGAAGACCUGCCCUUACCUCCACCUCCGGAAAAUCCAGAAAUAUCGGCAGUUGAAUUAAACGGCUAUUUACCACCACCCCCUCUGAACGGGACAGAUAUUGACGAAAACGGAUUCUGUACUCCUUCUCCAACUCAGUACGAAUCUAUUGACCGAUUAACAGGAUCGAUACCAUCAAGUGGUGGGUCAUUGUCACGGCGACCAGAAUUCAUCAUUCCUCCUCCCCCAUCUUUUCCACCUCCUCCUGUACCAGAUGCCAAUGCUCGUCCUGUCAGCUAUAUCCAAGUGAACGAACUAUCUCCAGAAACCCAGGACAAACUUUCAAACAUGAUGCAGCAUCCUGUGGAUAAUAUCAUGAGUCCUCAGUCAAUGGCUGACUCUGUGUGUUCGCUUCCAGAACCAGAAGCUGUUUACGACAUGUUGGAAUAUGCUGAGAAAUAUUACAAUAAUCACGUUCGAGAUUAUGGUGGAACACUGAUGAAGAGUUUAAAGAAAAGACGACAGUCAUCAACGGAUACGUUAGCUAAAGAAGAGAUGUUACGUUAUUGUAAGAGUGGUCUGAUCCCAACAUCACACAUACACCUACAUGAUGCAGAGAAUAUUCACCAAGCAUGUAAUAUAUUUAAAGAAUUAACCAAAUAUAUUCGUGAUGAAUCCAAGGAAGAAACAUCCAUAGCAACCAUACAACACAUCAUGAAAACAGGUCUUGAGAGAAUUGAACUACGAGAUGAAAUAUUGUGUCAGCUGAUCAGACAGACCAAUGAUAAUCCAGAACCAGAGUCACUACGUCAAGCCUGGGUUAUGAUGUGUUUGUUCACAGCCUCGUUCUCACCCAGUAAAAAUCUUCAUAAGUAUAUGUUAUCCUAUGUGAAGAAAUGGUGUUUUGAUAAAAAUGUUGGCAAGUAUGCUCUGAUGACCCACAAUCACCUAACAAUACCACGAGCAACAUCACGAAAAUAUCCAGCUUCUGCCAUAGAAAUAUUGAGUGUCCAAUCACUGGCCCCUAUUGUUUGUAAGAUAUUCUUUAUGGAUGGUAAAACUAAGGCCAUUAGUAUGAUGCCAUGUGAUACUGCUGUAGAUGUUCUCGAGAAAGUAGCCAGAAAAAUAGGAUUAAAAUCUGUAGAAGGAUGGGCUAUUUAUGAGGUAACAACUGAAUAUGAGAGAUUUAUACGUAGUUAUGAAUAUAUCGCUGAUAUUAUGGCUCAGUGGGAAGCGCAAGAAAAGAUGGCAGCUAAACCAAGUCAUUAUGAAACAAUAUCGAAAAAAGGACCAAAAUUAGCACUAGGUGGAGCUGAUGCUAAGAUCAUGUUUAGAAAGCGUGUUUACAAACAUGUCCAUGAUAUUCCUAAUGAUCCUGUUGAAUAUCAUCUGUUAUAUGCCGAGGCUGUUGCUAAAGUCGUUAAAUUGGAUGAAUAUUCUAUAUCUGAUAAAGUAGCGUUACAACUAGCAGGUUUACAAGCUCAAGUUAUCUGGGGGGAAUAUGAGGAGGAUAAACAAUUCAGGUAUGGGGAGGCAGAUCAAUAUUUAUGUAGAAGAAUUUUAGCAUCCUCUGGUAGAAACUGGUCAAAAGAAACAGCUAAAGCUCAUAAACACUACGGAAGUGGUAAAAGUACGCUAGAAGCUCAAGUGUGGUACUUAACAUGCGUCAAACAAUUUCCCUUAUAUGGAUGUACAAUGUUUCCUAUAUUACAUAAGGGAUUGUGGUCACAUACAAGUGACGCAUUAUUAGCAAUAAAUAUGGACGGGGUGAAAUUCGUGCGUGCCAAAGACAAGUUCGUGAUUCACGAUUUUAAAUAUUGUCAGAUUGAAUCGAUUAUUAUAGAUUCAAACGACAAUUAUAUCACGUUAGAAUUAUUAGAUAAACUAGAUUUGGAUUGUCCACAGCGGACGUUCAUGUUCGAGACAAAUCAUAAAGAAGACAUUGGCCACCUAGUGGCAAGUUAUUCACCUCAACAUGCUACAUGGAUGAAAUCAGAUUACGAAGGAUUAAAGAAAAUGAAGAUGACGGAUGAAGAGAAGUUGAAAUUAUACGAAGAAUUAGUCAGAUGUCGUAAAUUAUUAUCUGAGAGUCGCUUAUUACAGAGACCUAUUACCAGCGCUGAUGCUGGAUUCUUUAAAAAUACUCUUAGAAGGUUAACUAAGUCUAAGAUGGACAGAUUACGGAACUACGCUGCCGGUGAUACGGGACAGUACGACAUCAACUAUUGGUCCUAUACUAAAAUACCAAUCAAACAGAGUUUAACAUUAAUACACGACCCACUGAUGGAGGAGGUGGCCAUUAAAAUGUUUACAUCUAUAUUAAUAUAUACAGGUGUCGAGGAAUCAGGUGGCAGUAGUAAUGAGAAUUAUGACCAUAUUGGAAUGAUACAGAUCGUAAUGACGAAAUGUCUGGAGAGUGACCACGUGUCCAAUGAGUUUUAUCUACAGUUGAUUAAACAGACAACAGACCAUCCAGAUGUUACUAAGAGAAAAUUGGAUCCAAAUAGUUAUGUAAAUAAAAGAAGUUGGCAGUUAAUGGCCGUUACUACGUGUACACUGGCUCCACCUAACAACAGAGUACUCAAAUAUCUUCAAGUUCAUCUCAAGAAAUGUUCCAUGGAUGCCACAACGGAAGAAGGAAAAUAUGCCAGAUUUUGUUACAAAUGUCUUUCAAGAACAUUAGAGAAGAAACGAAGAAAAUUUCCACCAUCAAGUAGAGAAGUUGAAUGUACAAUUCACAGGAAACCCAUCACAGAGAAAGUAUUUUUUAUGACCGGUGAAAGUCGUGUUAUAGAGUUUGAUUCUUCUGCUAGUUGUGGAGAGGUUAUUAAGACGAUUAAAGCCAAGAUUGGUAUGAGAUCAGAUGCUGAAUGUUUUGCUCUGUAUGAAUAUAUGAGUGGAUCAGAACGAGCGAUGUCCUGUGAAGAACGUUUAUCAGAUACUCUCAGUAAAUGGGAGAGAUUAGCAAGAAGUGGUGCUGUAAAAGAAUUAAGACUUGUCUUUAAGAAACGUUUGUUUAUUGAGCCAUAUUUAAACCCCAAUGACCCAGUAGAAUGUGAUCUGGUGUUUAAUCAGCUCAUCGAAUCCGUGUUUGAACAAAGAGUUCCUCUUUCAAUGCAAGAUGCAGUUCAUCUAUGUGCCUUUAAAGUUCAGUCCGAGAUUGAAGAUAUGAAAUCUGGUGAAAUAGACUACAGUUCUGUGACGAGAAUUUUACCAAGAGAUAUACGACCAACUGUAAAAAUAGACGAUAUCGCAACCACCCAUAAAACUAUUUUAGAUCUGAGUCCACAACAAGCUGUUCUCGGGUUUAUUAAUGUCUUAAAAAACUGGUCGUUGUUUGGUGCUACUGUUUUCGAAAUAGGUCAAACCUAUACUUCCAUGUUGCCUAAAAGUUUGAUGUUAGCUGUUCAUGAAAAGGGAAUUCAUCUAUUAGAAAAUAAAACAUUUAGAAUUCUGGGUGCUUAUCAAUAUUCAGACAUUGCUCAUUCUAGUCCUGCUAUUAAAAGUAUUAUGAUAGUUAUUGGACAUGUUGCCAAGGGAACCAAAUUUAUGUUUAACACUAAUCAGGCAUCUCAAAUUGCCCACCUGAUCAAAGAUUACGUUGAGGAGCUACAGGCCCGUUACCUCCUCACCCCCACAGAUAAUUCACAUCGUAUGUCACGUGCUAUAGACCUGGAGGAGAUAGACAGACAGAACACAGCUUUACAGUCCAUAGAUCCUAUUAGACAGGAGUGAUGGAAGGAUGAAUAAAUCAUAGAUUACACCAGAAUGGAGUGAAAGAAGGAGGAAUACCUCUCUAUUAUAUCUGUGUCAGGGCUGAAUAGGAAUAAGUCUCAACAGAAAGUGUUUAAACGAAUGACAUCAAAAGUAAUUGUAUACCGAAAAGUUGCUGGCUAUAUUUGCCUAGUCAGAUAUGCCAUCAUUAGCUUAAAUAAUGAAAUCUAUAACUUUUUCGGAUUUCUCUUGUUUUGUCUAAUUUGUUUCUUGUAGGUAAUAUCUUGGUAAAUUCUUAAAUAAAUCAUGUUUCGUAGAGAAAAUUGAGCAAACUAGCAGACAGAAUUCCGAUAAAAGAUUGCUAGGUUGGUUCUUUUUGCAUACUUUUUCUCCAAGGUCUAAUAUGUGUGUAAAUUUUACACUGUUAAUGCUUACAUAGAUAAACAAAGGUGGUAAUGAUGGUAUGAAUUAUGUUCCCAAGGUCUGCAAUCUAGUUGAUGAAAGUAAAAGUAGAUCCAAACUGACGAAUGACUGACGAGGGAUCGCCAGUUUGUAUGUGAUAUCAAUAUUUAAAAAGUGCAAUUUUUCUUGUCAAAUAUAUAAACAAUGUAAUUUGUAUUUAUUGUAGAUAUUUUGUACCAUAAUUGUAUAUGAUCCACCAUUUUAUAUUAUUGUAUAAUUUUGUAUAUUGGCCUACUGUAUGUUUAAUUGUUGCUUAAAUCCUAUCCCACUAGCUCUAAACUACAUAAUACAUGUGAUUUUGUAAACUCAAUCAAGUAGAUCCUAUACCAUUAAGAAGAAUCUCAGCAUUUUUCAAGCUGGGUUCCCAUUGGACUGUGAUUGCAGGACUGACCAGUACAAUGUUACCUUAUGUAUUCGUUUAGGUUAUUCGUUGUCAACCUCGCAGGUGCCCUCAAUUAUAGGUCCUAUACAACUAGCAGGCAAGUCUAUAGAUCAUUCCAUAUUUAAGUUGUCAGUUUCAAAUAGUAACUAAAUUGGAUCUCAAUCAUUCAGACAAUUGCCUAGAAGAGUUAGAUCUUUUGUUAUAAUCAGUCAGUCAGCUGUUAUAAUCAGUCAGCUUUUGUUAUAAUCAGUCAGCUUUUGUUAUAAUCAGUCAGCUUUUGUUAUGAUCAGUCAGCUAUGUAUUUGACAGUUUACAUUAGAAUCAGCUGACUAUUGAAAGUCCUCCACAUUUAAUACUAAAGAGUUUAAUAUUAUAAAGUAUGUAGUGAUAUUAUCUCUUCAUAUAUGAUAUAUAUUCAUGCAUGGAUCACCACUAUGCAAUAUCUGUGAAUAAUAAUAUGCAAUAUUUGUAAAUUAUACUCCACAUCCACAUCCACAAGAAAAAACUUGCUUGUGUUUAAACCCUGUUAUGAUAUGGAUAAUUUAACUUUAACAGUUGUUGAUCAUUUAAACACGAUUAACAUAUUAAGGGUUGCAGUGAACAAUGAUUUAUCAUGAUAAUGUUAUAAUUUUUACUGAACAGAGAAUUGUCAUUUAUAGCAGUCAUAUUUUUGUGGUCUUUGUCUGGAAGUAAACAAAAGGUCUUGGGAUAGCAACAGGGCUGAGAGCAUUUCCGUUAACUGGUUAACACAUUAAAAUUUUAAACUUUAUGAAUUAUGAAAGCUCCUAAAACAUGGUUAUUUGCAUAGCCAACAUAUUGACUGGAAUAUGUUUAAAAACAAAUCGAAAUUGAUACCCUUGAUUCCGAGUCGGAGACUAGAGACCAAUUUAUCACAGCCGGAAACGCGCGAUCCAGCAGACAUAACUAAAGCGACAGUGACACUUUGGUCUCUGGAUGUUAUUUUGCAUGAAUUGGCUUCCUUCAUUGGUCUGUAUAAUGAUUUUUGGGCCGAAUAUGCAUAUAUGACAUCACAGUGUGUUAAUGCGUUAAUUCGUUUCUAUUUAUGCGUUAACCAAUUAAUAAGUUAACUGCUGUCAGCCCUGGAUAACAACAAUUGAAAAUCCUCCAUAUCUCGUGUAUAUUAUAAACAGCAUUUUAUAAGCAUAUAUUCUAGUCGAGAUAUAUAAUCUAUUGUUUUAUUACAGAGAUAUUCAUCAUAUCCUAGCUUUAAGAUAUUAUAUUUAUUAAGCAUAAUUUGUUGCGAUAUAGAAAUGGAUGUUUUUUGGAAUAUUAGUCUUAUGGUAAUCGGUGAAUUUCAAAUAUAUGAGGUUCCACACUCUAGCAGACCAAUAAUUAUUUUCAUUAGAUUUAACAACAAUAAAAGUUGAGUACACAUAGGUUUACUUCUUACAGUAAGGGGGGUUGGAUGGCCGAAUGGUUAGCGUUUGCGCGUUGCAUCAUAAGGUCUGUCAUAGUGUCAAUGUGAUGGAUUAUUAGCAUCUAUAUUAUCCAUUUGUUCGAUUUUGUAUUACCGACAGAUGGCAAGCGACAAUGGUUAUUGCUACAGAAAAUAGUCCUUUUCGACUACAACCCCAUUUCAUUUCAUUUUUGGAUUGGCUUCAAUCAGAAGGUCACAUCAAUAAAAAUCCGAUUAAUUGAAAAUUCCACCAAAGAUUUGUAUUCUGUUCUCCCAGUCCCGUCUGUAGAAUAAAAACGGACAGAAACUGAUGAAAUUAGUAGAGAAUCAGGAUUGUAAAUGGUAUUGCCAUGGACUCAAGGCCAGUCUAACAAAGUACACAUGUCCCAAAGAAUUUUCAUAACAGAUAAGAAUUCCUGCGAUCUUAAGAUGUUUUGUAAAUACAGCCAAACGAACAAUUUCUGCAGAACACCUGCAGUUAUUAAACAUACAAACAUUUCCAUGUGCAAUGUUAAAAAAAAGUGUGGUCUACAGCUGCGUUUAUGAGUCACUUUACAAAUAGUUUAGUUUUUUUAUUGGUAAAAGAAAAUAUUUUAGGCUGAUAACCAUACCUGCUAAAAUUUAUAAAGUGUUUAUUUUAUAUUUGUUUAAGUUUAGUAUUUGUUAUUUUAUUUAUUCUACUUAUUUUAUUUGUACAUGUGGUUGGCUAAAAACAACCAAAAAUAACCCUGAUGAAGGAUUUCCUUAUAUUUCUCCAAUCUGUAUAUUGGCUUUCCCCUUCCUUUAAGAGACAAUUUCUCUGUGGAUUUGGGACGUUGCCCUUAACAUGUUUAUUUUAUAAGGUUUUUUUUAUAAGUUAGUUUUCUACGCAAAAGGAUAAAGAAGAACCUGUAUGGUUAUUUGAAUUGUAUUAAAAAUAACAAUUUAAAACAAAAAAAUCUUAAGAAAUUUUAAAACGAUUUUUUUUUUUUUUUUGUCAACUAUUUCCUGAUCACAAGAAUGAAGAGAUCAAAAUAAGAGUUUUACCAAAUGUAUCUAUAUUUUGAAAUAAAAUGAUCUGAUAGAAUUCUGAUAGAGAAAUUUAUGUUUGCACAUGUAUCUUAAUAUGCAAUAAAUAUCAAGAAAUUAUUUGCUUAUAUAUCUUAUGUUAAGAAUUGAAUUCACUGUCUGCAACUAAGUCAUAUGUUUGUGUUGUUCUGUUUUUAUUAGCUUUAAUUAGUCAUUUUAUCUCUUACUAAUUACUUAUAUGUGUAAUGGGUAAUUCCUUGUACAGGUAUUGAAUAAUUACUUGUACAUGUAUUGGGUGAUUACUUGUACAUGUAUUGGGUAAGUAUAACUCAUACAUAUAAUGGGUAAUUACUUGUAUGUGCAUUGGGCAAAUACUAUUAUAUGUAUUGGGAAAUUACUAUUAUAUGUAAUGGUGAUUACUUUUAUAUGUAAUGGUGAUUACUUGUAUAUGUAAUGGGUGAUUACAUGUUCCAGUAAUUAUUAUUUUGUACAUGUUAUGGCCAUAAGUAAUUGUUUCUAGUAAUAUGUGAUUACUUGUGUAUAUAUUACUUGUAAUGUGGGAUUACUUGUAUAUGCCAUUAGUAAUUACUACUAAUGGGUAAUUACUAGUACAUGUAAUUACUAAUUGUUUUUACAUGUAGGCCUAAUGAGCUGUUGCCUUUAUCACUUGCGCAUGUAAUGUGUAAUUGUACAUGUAAUAAAUAAUUGUACUUUAUGUUAUAUUAACUGAUUGUAAAAACAUUAUUAUAGUCCUUUUUAUUGAAUGUACAUGUAAUUAUUAAUUAGUUCUUUCGUGCACUAGAUGUAAUGAAAGCCUCGUUCUGCUCUGCGCUUUUUUGUACAUUUAUAUUAUAUCCAAACAUUCCAUGACAAGCGUGGUAAAUUAAACAAGUCCCAUUGUCUCAUCCAUAACUUGUACAGAUUAACACUUUAUUGUUUUGUUGAACCAUAAAAUGAAGCAACUGAUUUUUUUUUUCAUGUUCCAUAAUAUAAAUAUAUAUAAAUAUCUUAUUAUAUAAUCAAAUUUAUUUAUAUCCAAUUUCAUAAUCUUUCAUUGUCUUUUUUCAAUAAAUCUUUUGCAUAAAU
This is a messenger RNA of Patella vulgata (common limpet), 9201 nucleotides long. RefSeq names its product unconventional myosin heavy chain 6. Gene Ontology annotation, molecular function: microfilament motor activity; actin filament binding; ATP binding. Bases 236 to 4867 code for a protein of 1543 amino acids. NCBI's taxonomy places the organism in Eukaryota, Metazoa, Mollusca, Gastropoda, Patellidae. Gene Ontology annotation, cellular component: actin cytoskeleton; cytoplasm; vesicle. The record is from RefSeq and is a predicted model, not a curated record. Gene Ontology annotation, biological process: vesicle transport along actin filament; actin filament organization; signal transduction. The transcript has 29 exons.